AAGCAGUCUCUCUCACUCUUUCCAAUCAAUCCCAUCAUCCCACUUUCCUCAUAUAUCGACAUCCAAAACUUCCACCAUUCUAGUUUCCUCUCAUCCCAUUUCCUCCUCAAAAAUAGAAAUUCUCUAAUAAAAUACCCCAUAAUCAGAGGGGAUCAUAGCCAUAGCACUUCCUAUUUUUUUUCUUUUUUCUUUUUUUUUUUUUAUUGGGUUUGAUUGUUUCCAUCAACAGUGACAUCUGCCAGAAAAUAGCAGACUCAUAAUCUCUGAUGCAACUCUCAGAUUCAUCACUUUCCUUCUCUUCUCCUUUGUUAGGUCUAUUUACACUGUCCUAUUGUUCCUAACUCUGUAUUAUCACUCAAGAAAGAAGAAAACCCUAGAUGAGUAGUACUUAAGUAAUACCCUCUCUCUCCAUCUCACCUGUCAUUCGUUUGCUUGAGCGUCGGAGUAUCUUUCCAGAGUUUCAGGUCUAGGUCUACCUCUGUGUGUUAAGAUCCCAGCUGUUUUUACCAGGUCCAGCUCGUGUUGCCUGCACAUGAUCCUUGUGCUUCAAGAAGCAUAUCAUCAAAGACAAUUUUCUAGCUAGUUUCUCAAGAUCUUUCCAUGGAUUCAAUUCCAGAAAUGGAUAGCUCUAUCUCAAUCAACUCUACCAACAUCAGCAACAACUCUGUUGUUGCAUCUUCUUCUUCAACCUCAAGCAGGUACGAAAACCAGAAGCGCCGUGACUGGAACACUUUUGGUCAGUACCUGAAGAACCACCGGCCCCCUCUCUCCCUCUCCCGGUGCAGUGGUGCGCACGUCCUGGAAUUCCUCCGCUACCUCGACCAAUUCGGGAAGACUAAAGUCCACACCCCAAUCUGCCCCUUCUACGGCCACCCUAACCCUCCAGCCCCCUGUCCUUGCCCUCUCCGCCAAGCCUGGGGUAGCCUGGACGCCCUCAUCGGCCGCCUCCGCGCUGCCUUUGAAGAAAACGGAGGAAAACCGGAAGCAAACCCUUUUGGUGCACGUGCUGUCAGGCUUUACCUCCGCGAGGUUCGUGAUUUGCAGUCCAAAGCAAGAGGAAUCAGCUACGAAAAGAAGAAACGUAAGCGUCCUCCUCCACAACAACCACAACAACAACAACAACAACAACAACAACAAAUCUCAUCUCUCCCGCCGCCACCAGGAGCAGGUGCAAAUUAAGGUAAUUGGAGUAAUGAUCUAUUUUACCCUAUAUUGGUGUUGGGUUACUUUUCUGUUUGCUUCUAGGGAAAAUAAUGGGUUUAGAGAUUUGGGGAAGAAACUGGAAUCUGCUUUUGAUGCAAACAGUGUUAGUAUAACUAGUAGUGGAAUUAAAGUAGAAGCAGUAAUGGUACUAGUUGGCAGGUGUGGGAACUGAGAUAUCAUGUUUUUUAUGUACUUUGAAAUAUAUUAAUUUGCAGAAA
Messenger RNA from Rubroshorea leprosula, 1421 nucleotides. Lineage: Eukaryota; Viridiplantae; Streptophyta; Magnoliopsida; Malvales; Dipterocarpaceae. The record is from the annotation of a GenBank genome assembly.